Carya illinoinensis is the source of this 807-nucleotide messenger RNA. RefSeq lists its product as uncharacterized. The transcript is spliced from 4 exons. The record is from RefSeq and is a predicted model, not a curated record. NCBI's taxonomy places the organism in Eukaryota, Viridiplantae, Streptophyta, Magnoliopsida, Fagales, Juglandaceae. The coding region runs from base 130 to 606 and encodes 158 amino acids.
UGUUUCUUGGAUCGGAUAAAACACACACACACACACAUAUAUAUAUGAAAUUCAUUUCUUGUCGAUCCCUAGGACUCAUAAUAUUACUUGUCACAAAACCAUUUCAAAGGAUCGAGAAGCUAGAGAAAGAUGGGCACAGCUAUGACGAAAUUUUCUUCCGGAAAUGAAGAAAAGAAGGGCAAAGAAAUCGGUCCGAUAUUAGACGAUUGCUACGAUAAGCUUUUUCAAAAUUCCAGCCACAAGAAGUGGGAGUUAGCUGACUUCUACAGGGCAGUAUGCGAAACGGUCGAGCAAGUCAAUGUAAAACUUGGUUACACACAAAUUCGUGUACCAGAGGCUGGGAAACUCCGGCUCGCCUUUGACAAUCACCACCGAGCUGAAGGAAAGUUGACGAAGGAUGAGUUUCAACAGAUCUUCCGAGAAGUGGUUUUGGGCACAGGGUUUACUGGCAUUGGAAUAAAGGAUUCACUCUACAUCUUUGGUGUCCCAUUAACUGCAUUGAUGGUCAAGCAAGGAGUACUGCCACGGGCAAUUCCUAAUGAAAUUUUCAUCCCAGCCAUCACUUCUGUCACUGUCUUGAUUCUGGCAACACUUAACAAGUUAUGAAAUUAAGAUCAUAUUACAAUAUUGGAACUACUGGGUUUUCUUCAGUUGAUUUCAUAAUUUAUUGGCGCGCCCUGAGUACUGAUUGAAAUAUAUUACAUAAUGCCUCGCUGAGCAGCAUGAGCGAGGGUCUUAGUCGACUGUAAUACAUGAUAAUCUCUGCUAAGAAGUGCUUGUUAUAUUUACGAUCUCAUGGAUUGGAUA